Molecule: messenger RNA, 3488 nt
Organism: Hypanus sabinus (Atlantic stingray)
Lineage: Eukaryota; Metazoa; Chordata; Chondrichthyes; Myliobatiformes; Dasyatidae
Gene: pde8a
Product: phosphodiesterase 8A
Exons: 22
Coding region: 535-3021 (828 amino acids)
Biological process (GO): signal transduction
Molecular function (GO): 3',5'-cyclic-nucleotide phosphodiesterase activity
Source: RefSeq, a predicted model, not a curated record
ACUUUGAGGACUCUGUCUGGUUAUUUCAUGCUCUCAUUAUUUAUUGCUAUUUAUUUAUAAUUGCAGUUCAUCAGUAUGUUGUCUUCUGUACUUUUUCAUUGAUCCUGUUUACAGUUACUCUUCUAUAGAUUUGCUGAGUACGCCCGCAGGACAAAGAAUCUCAGGAUUGUGUGAGGCAACCAUUUCCAGGGCCCGCGGGCGGUGGGGCCCACCUGUUGUCAAGGACUGUUGCCUGUGGCUGCUUCCCCACUUUAAAUCUCCCGCUCCGGCUCCAGCUGGACCUCCAACCAAUCGAAUGGUGGGUUGCGUUGACGUCAGCAGAGGUCAGUGUGGCGGCGGGAGUUGGGUCGGAGGGCGGUCGGUGAGCUCUUGCCGUGCCGGGGCAAUGGGACGGUGACAGAGCGCGGGCUGGCCUGGCUAACAAUGGACGGCUGAGGCGUCGGGCCGGAGCAAGGAGUGAGGCCAACCAGCGAGCGGGCGGCGCUGCCCGGCCCGGGGAGGUCUGGCGCCCGCCCGCCCGCCUACCCGCCUACCAUGGGCUGCGCCCCGAGUAUUCACGUCUCCCAGAGUGGUGUGCUCCACUGCCGCGGCUCGGACGGCUCCAAUUCGCCGCACCGAGGCGGCAUCGCGCCCAGCCUCGCCAACAGGGUAGCCGGCCCGAGCGUCGAGGCGGAGACCGGCAGCAGCGGCCGGGCCGGGAUCCAGGAAUCGGUGACUGAGAUUCAGUUCGGACCAAUGAAGAUCCAACAGGAAGCCAUCCAGGUCCUUCUAGUGUUUCCCAGGGAAGAUAGCCAGAGUGCUGGAUUCUAUUGGGCAUGUGAUCGGGCAGGGUACAAGUGCAAUGUGGUACAGACACCAGAGGCUGCACUGAGAUACUUCUUGGACAAAAAUCAUGAAAUCGUCAUCAUAGACAACAGGCAUUCCAAGAAUUUUGAUGCGGAGGCAUUAUGCCUGUCUAUCAGAGCAACACAGUCAUCAGAAGGCACUGUCAUUGUUGCUGUUGCCAAAGAACUACAAAAGGAUCAGGAGGAAGUCUCUGUGAUGCCAUUGCUUACUGCAGGAUUCACACGGUGGUACAUUGAGAAUCCCAGUGUCAUUGCCUGCUAUAAUGAGCUCAUCCAAUUAGAGUUUGGAGAAGUUCGUGCACGAUUCAAACUGAGGGCAUCUGGUGCAAUCUUCACAGCUCUGGAACAAUGCCAAGAGUCUAUAGAAAUUACAAGUGAAGAUAAUAUUAUUCAGUAUGUGAAUCCUACAUUUGAAGGAAUGAUGGGUUACCGGAGAGAGGAAUUGGUAGGAAAGAAGUUAAUGCAAAUGCACAAGAGUGACAAAAAUAAAGCUGAUCUUCCAGACACAAUCAAUUCCUACAUUAAAAAAGGGAAGGAAUGGCAAGGAAUGUACUAUGGGACAAAGAGAAAUGGAGAUAGCAUUCGCCAAAAUGCAAGGAUAAUGCCUGUCGUAGGACAGGGAGGGAAAAUUAGACACUAUGUGUCUAUUAAGACUCCAUGUAAUGACAACAAGGCUGACACACCCAGAUUAUCUGAUCGACUUCACAUUGAGUCACAAACAGAGAUCUGUACUUCAAAGUACAAAGGCAGGAGGAAAAGUUCUGAUGUCAGAUCCAACACAUCACGAGGGAGUGAUGGUAGCAACCAGGCUAGGAGAUCCUCUAUUGCUAGGAUACAUUCCAUGACCAUUGAGGCACCAAUUACCAAGGUAAUAAAUAUAAUAAAUGUGGCACAAGAGAACAGCUCUGAAGGAGUGGCUGAAGCCUUGGAUCGUGUAUUGGAAAUCCUCCGAACCACAGAAUUGUACUCUCCACAGCUUGGCAAGGAUGAGGACCCACACGCCAGCGAUUUGGUCGAUGGCUUGAUGUCAGAUGGCUUGCGGAAACCAUCUGGACAUGAGUACGUCUUCAGUAAAAAUACCCAGUCAAGCUUCGGCCAGUUGCCUAUUUCUACCUCGCUCAGUGAUAUCCCUCCUAGGAUUACUGAGUUGUUGGAAAAUGAGCAGGCUUGGGAUUUUGAUAUCUUUGAAUUAGAGGCUGCAACUCACAAAAGGCCUCUAGUCUAUCUUGGACUAAAAACACUGACACGUUUUGGAGUCUGUGAAUAUUUAAACUGUUCUGAAUUGACUUUUCGCUCUUGGUUACAAGUUAUUGAAGCAAAUUACCACUCCUCAAAUUCCUAUCAUAACUCAACACAUGCUGCAGACGUGUUACAUGCAACUGCUUAUUUCCUUGAUAAGGAAAGAAUUAAGCAAAGUCUGGACCAUACUGAUGAGGUGGCGGCUCUUAUUGCAGCCAUUAUCCACGAUGUUGAUCAUCCUGGCAGGACAAACUCGUUCUUAUGCAACGCAGGCAGUGAGCUGGCUCUUCUUUAUAACGACACAACUGUGCUGGAGAGUCACCAUGCAGCACUGGCAUUUCAGCUGACUACAAACAAUGACAAGUGCAACAUCUUCAAAAACAUGGAGAGGAAUGAAUACCGGAUUCUCCGACAGGGUAUCAUCGACAUGGUCUUCGCUACUGAAAUGACCAAACACUUUGAACACGUCAACAAAUUUGUGAAUAGCAUCAACAAGCCUUUGGCUGGACUGGAGGAAAAUGGCAUUGGGAGUGGCAGAAGCAUUGAGGAUUCAUCCAGUUUCAACCUCAGCUCCACUGACAACCGAACUUUGAUCAAGCGCAUGCUAAUUAAAUGUGCUGAUAUCUCCAACCCCUGUAGACCGCUGCAAUUCUAUAUUGAGUGGGCCGCCCGUAUUUCAGAGGAGUACUUUGCUCAGACUGAUGAGGAGAAGCAGAAAGGCCUCCCUGUGGUAAUGCCUGUGUUUGACAGAAAGAGCUGCAGUAUCCCCAAGUCUCAGAUUUCCUUCAUUGAUUACUUUAUAACUGAUAUGUUUGAUGCCUGGGAUGUGUUUGCUGACCUGCCCAAUCUGAUGCAACACCUGGGGACAAACUUUAAGUACUGGAAGUACCUGGAUGAGCAGAACCUGUCUUCCGUCCGUCCUCCCCCUGAUCAGUGAUUGGACCAAGCGCUACCACAGCUGUUGCCAUUCUGCUGCGCUCUGUGACGUUGUGACGUGACUAGACUGGGUCCUGCUAGUGAGAUCAGGGGAAGCAGAGAUGUAUGAUCCUACUCUGGCUGCCACCAUGUGAAGCUCGGAACAAGAACAGAAAUGGAGUGCACCUUUACAAGGCUCAGCCCUCCCUGUGCUGGCUAUUUCUGCAUUUGCCUCUACCUUUUGGGUCUAAAGUUGUCUGUUCACCUGCACAAGAGUUGCUCAUAAAACAAGCCCAUGCCACUGAGAAAUGCAACAUGUCAUCAAAGAAAUGGUGUAGGGAAUGUAUUGUGCUUGUUUUUCCAAUCUGUAAGAAGAAGCACUCCCUCAUCUCCUGAGCACUACUGAUACCAAUUUAUAGUUUGUAAAGAAAAGAGAAAAUAUAUAUAUCUAGGGAUAAGUGUUUUAAAACUUUUCUCAAAUGUGAUAAU